AUGGAAGUUAAUGUUAAAAGUUUAAUUCGUUUGUCUCAAUUAGCCGUGCCUUAUCUCGAAAAAACUAAAGGAAGUAUUGUUAACGUUAGCAGUAUUUCUGGAAUUUGUGCUUUCCCGGCUGUCACUUAUUAUUGUAUGUCUAAAGCUGCUGUAGACAAAUUUACUGAAUGUUUGGCUCAGGAAUUAGCUCCAAAAGGGAUUCGUGUUAAUGCUGUGAACCCAGCAUUAAUUGUCACCUCUUUGCAUCGACGAGCUUAUAUGAGUGAAGAAGAAUAUAAAGAUUUUGUUGAACGUGGAAAGGCAGGACACGCUUUAGGACGUUGUGGAACAGUUGAGGAAGUUGCUAAAGGAAUUCUUUAUCUUGCAAGAGAUGCAACUUUCACGACUGGAGAAUUGCUUAAAAUUGAUGGAGGAAAAUCUCUUUUAGUGCCUCGUUAA
This is a messenger RNA of Meloidogyne enterolobii, 438 nucleotides long. Lineage: Eukaryota; Metazoa; Nematoda; Chromadorea; Rhabditida; Meloidogynidae. The record is from the annotation of a GenBank genome assembly.